This is a messenger RNA of Fusarium oxysporum Fo47, 1068 nucleotides long. RefSeq lists its product as uncharacterized. The transcript has 2 exons. The coding region runs from base 1 to 1068 and encodes 355 amino acids. The record is from RefSeq and is a predicted model, not a curated record. Lineage: Eukaryota; Fungi; Ascomycota; Sordariomycetes; Hypocreales; Nectriaceae.
AUGAUCAGUUCAAUGUUUCGAGCGCAGCGACAUCUAUCGUCACUAUCGCGCAUGGCUAUCAUAUUGUUGAUGAUAGUAUCUGGCAUACUCAUCAUCCUCAAUCUGACAGAGACACCUCUCCCUACCCUCCCCAAAAUCACACUUCACUAUGCCAAUCAAUCCAUAUUCAACCAAUCCAAGGUCGCUCUUCUCAUAGAAAACAGACCGCAACCCAUCAUCGCCCCUCUGAUUCUAAAGUUCAUGUAUCAAAUGCCACCAGACUGGACGUUCCGCUUCAUGGGCUCCAAUGAGUCAGUAGCCCACGUGAACUCCUCCGCCGCUAUGCGAGAGCACGUCAAGUCUGGAAAACUAGAUUUGACGUACAUCCCCUCAAAUAUGAGCACUGCUGGACAAGAGAUGAUAUCUCGUUUCUUGACGAACUUAUGGUUGUAUGAUACUGUGCUACAGCCAGCUGAGAUGUUACUCGUCUUUCAGACGGACUCGAUACUCUGCGCCAACAACAAACACACUGUUGAUGAGUUUCUGGGAUAUGACUAUGUCGGGGCACCUUGGGAUACAAGAGGGCGCUACGGUGGCAAUGGAGGACUAUCGAUCCGUCGGGUAAGCAGUAUCAUCAGCAUCCUGCAGAACCAACAGCGCGCCAACGAUAGCGAUCCCGAGGAUGUCUGGCUCUCAACGCGUCUUGGUCAUCACAUUGAUGGUCGAGUCGCAAAUGGCUCUGUGUCUCAGCUCUUUUCAGGGGAAAUGAACGGCGGGCCUGGGAAGGUAGUACCCGUGCCGAGAUGCAAAGGCGACUAUGAUGAAGAAGAGUGCGAGCAUGUGAACAUGAUGAAGCAGAUGGAGCAGCCUGGAAGACCGGGGCAGUGGGUGAAAGGUAUAGAUGAUUGGCGCGAUGGGUCUUAUGAGCCUAUGGGGUAUCAUAUUGGUGGAACGGGAUGGAUGCAUGGGAGUAUAUGGGGGACGAAAGUGAGGCGGGAGCAUAUUUACUCUUAUUGUCCUGAGGCUAAGAUGGUGCUCGAGAUGGAUUGGGCGCCGUUUGUACCAGGGGAUUGUGCGAAGGAUUGGUAA